Molecule: messenger RNA, 2058 nt
Organism: Eremomyces bilateralis CBS 781.70
Lineage: Eukaryota; Fungi; Ascomycota; Dothideomycetes; Eremomycetales; Eremomycetaceae
Product: cytochrome P450
Exons: 3
Coding region: 220-1893 (557 amino acids)
Molecular function (GO): heme binding; monooxygenase activity; iron ion binding
Source: RefSeq, a predicted model, not a curated record
GGAGGGGGUUUGCAAGUACUGAACACAGUGCUGAUCAAACCGAGAGCAUCUACCCCUCCAUCGAAUUGCCGUCACCGAGGACGACAGUGAGGUAGAGUACUAGAGUUACAAGUAGAUAUUAAGCUCUGCCAAUGAUAGAACUCGUGCUGGAGAUAAAGUCUCAUUUUCAUCGUUGUUCUUAUUUGUUUCAUUUAGUCACUUGUUUUCAAUAUCUUCAUUAUGGAGCGGCCUGCAUUGCUAAGUCAUACUGAAAUGCUUUCUGGCAUUGCAUUGGGGCUUCUAACUCACGUUCUAUUCAAGAGGUUUGAACCGGCACUUGCUGAAUUCUCCCUGAUUCCCAUAAUAUUAGGGUUCAUCGGUUCAGUAAUUUGGUCUUUGAGUAUACCUCAAACCCUGAGCCUAGUCAUCUCUUUCCUCUCAGCGCUCUCGAGUUCCGUCCUAUUCUACCGACUCAUUGCCCCUUGGCAUCCAUUACACCAUGUCCCCGGGCCGUUCCUAGCGAAAUGUUCCCAAGUUUGGUUGUUCAGUCGCCUAUACAAGGGCCGACCUCGCGUUGACCAACGAGUGCUGCACGAGAAGUAUGGACCCAUCGUCCGAAUUGGUCCCAACGAAGUCUCCCUGGCAGAUGCUGCGUCGUUGUCAGUUAUAUAUGGCGGAAAGCCUUGGGUGAAAGGCAAGAGCUACUCGUUCACCGCGAGCGGUGGGGCAGCAACUUCAGAGACUGCGUUAUCGUCCAUCAGAGACCAUGAGGAACAUAAGUUUAGAAGAAGGAUUUGGGACCGAGCUUUCUCAAUAUCUUCUCUCAAAGAGUACCAGCCGGCGAUAAGGCGUCGCACCGAACAAUUAUGCAAUCAACUCGACCGUCUUUCGACGACGGGUUCACUCGACCUCCAAGAAUGGAUUAGCUACUUUGUUUUUGACGUAAUGACGGAUCUGGCCUGGGGGGCACAUGGCGGCCAAGGUGGCGGCAAUGCACUUAUCGAAGGCAUCGACCCAGACGGUGCGAUUGCGUCGUUACGAUACUCACUUCAUCUUGCAGGAAUGACGAAAGUCCUGCCCUGGUUUGCGAGAUACCUUUUACAGUUUCCAUGGGUUACCAAGAAGAUGAAGCAAUUCCAUAUCUUCUCGAGGCAAAUGUUUCUCAAUCGGCAAAAGAGGGGGAGCAAUCCCCUUAACAAGUCCCAGCGCGAUGUUUUCUACCACUUGCUGGGCGAAGGCAGCAGUAAAGGGGCCCAUCUCAGCGUGAAUGCUCUCCAAGCCGACUCCCGACAGGUCGUCACAGGUGGCGCAGAUACAACAGUCUCUGCGAUAACCUACUUAUUUUAUUGCUUGGUUUGUAAUCCAGAACGCUUCAGGCGGCUGCAGACGGUUGUGGAUGAGAUAUUCAAGCGACAACCCCACGGCCAGGAUAUUGACAUCGAAACCUUGAACAAAGAGCCACUUCUCGAUGCAUACAUCAACGAGGCGAUGAGGCUUGAACCGCCCAUCCCUUUCCAGAACCAAAGAAUUGUUCCUGAAGGUGGUACAAUGAUACGCAAUGUUUACCUUCCCCCCGGAACCCAUAUCCGAUCCGCACUCUAUGCCAUCUCCCGUGCCAAGGAGAACUUCUCAUGCCCCGACGAGUUCCGUCCCGAACGCUGGCUACCCGGUGAGCGCCAUCCGGGUGAAAUUUUCAAUGCGAAAGCCUCUAUCCCGUUCAUCACGGGUCCUUACCAUUGUGUUGGCCGAAACUUUGCGAUGCAAGAAAUGAGAUACGUGGUGGCCUUCCUUGUAAGGCGGUAUGACAUGAGAUUGAUUGAUGGAUUUGACCGGAAACGAUUCGAAGAGGGCAUCGAAGACCGGAGCCUGCUUGAGAUUGAGCGACCGUUGGAAGUGAUGAUACGACAAAGAUGAUGAUAUUCAUCUCUAAAAAAGCGAAUCCGGCUUGAGUGAUGCGACGCCACUAUUCUCCUUGCCGCCCCCUGAAGAUGGAGGAGGUCGAGUUCGAUCUGAAAUGAUUCGACGGAAUUAUUUUGUAACAUUUUAAAAUCGCAAAUUAUAUCCAUAUCUCUGAGUCAU